Molecule: messenger RNA, 3165 nt
Organism: Centropristis striata (black sea bass)
Lineage: Eukaryota; Metazoa; Chordata; Actinopteri; Perciformes; Serranidae
Gene: clasrp
Product: CLK4-associating serine/arginine rich protein
Exons: 21
Coding region: 142-2190 (682 amino acids)
Source: RefSeq, a predicted model, not a curated record
AGUAACUAACAGGCGGAGAAGGAGGCGUGUGACACUCGGCGGACUUCGCCUUCAGCUAACCGAAAAUAACCCCAGUGUGUGUUGGUGGUCCGUAAAACAGCAGCCGUGCCCCGCCGCGCCCCCACCCCCAGCGGAGCCGUCAUGUGGCAAGAGGCCCGCAAACACGAGCGCAAGCUUCGUGGCAUGAUGGUAGAUUACAAACGCCGAGGAGAGCGACGGCGGGAGUACUACGAGAAGAUCAAAAAAGAUCCGGCUCAGUUUCUCCAAGUUCAUGGCCGAGCCUACAAGAUCCAUCUGGAUCCUGCUGUGGCGCUGGCUGCAGAGAGCCCCAUCAACAUGAUGCCAUGGCAGGGAGAUGCCAACAACAUGAUUGACAGGUUUGAUGUAAGAGCUCACCUGGACUACAUCCCCACCUACACACCUCCACUGCUCAGCACAUCAACACCAGAGCAGGAGAUGGAGGAGAGGAAGUGCAAUUACGAGCGCUACAGAGGCCUUGUGCAGAACGACUUUGCUAGCAUCUCUGAGGAGCAGUGUUUAUACCAGAUCUAUGUGGAUGAGCUCUACGGUGGCCUGCAGAAACCAAAUGAGGACGAGAAGAAAAAACUGGCUGAAAAGAAGGCUACUAUUGGUUACACCUAUGAAGACAGCACGGUGACGGAGCCUGACCCCGAGUCAGAGAAAGAUGAAGACGACUCAGAGAACAGUGAAUCAGAAGAGGAUGAGGGCAUCCCAGAUAUUGAUGUGGAGGUGGAUGUGGACGAGCUGAACCAGGAACAGGUGUUGGACCUCAACAAAAUGGCGACCCCAUACGGAAUGGCUGAAGGCGACUUUGUUAGGAUGUUGAGGAAAGACAAGGAGGAAGUGGAGGCCAUCAAACACGCCAAGGCUCUGGAGGCGGAGAAGGCCAUGUACUCUGGUCGUCGUUCUCGCAGACAACGGAGAGAGUUCAGAGAGAAGAGACUAAAAGGUCGACAGAUCAGCCCACCAAGCUAUGCAAGGAGAGACAGCCCAACAUACGAUCCCUAUAAACGCCCAGAAUCGGAGUCUAGCUCUGAGUCACGGUCACGCUCUCGUUCUCCCGGUCCAGAGAAGAUCACCUUCAUCACCAGCUUCGGAGGCAGCGAUGAUGAAGCAGCAGCAGCCGCCGCAGCCGCAGCAGCAGCAGCUGCAGCAGCAGCAACACAAACAGCCGCUCCUCACUCUGGACACGCUCCCUCCAACUUGCAGCACCCUGCAGGUCAUAGCAGGGGCUCCCGGAGACGAAGGUCCUCUUCCAGUCGCUCCCCUUCCUCCUCCUCCCGCUCAUCAUCUCGCUCCUCCUCUCGCUCUUCUUCCCGUUCACGCCGCGCCCGACGUGGACGCGGGGGAAGAGACGGGCGGCGGUCCUGGACCCGGUCACGGUCGAGACGACGUUCCAGAUCUCACUCCCGGGGUCGAGGGACCGGAGGGGCCGCGUCCUGGAGGAGACGUGAGCGGACACGAUCACGGUCCAACGACAGAGACCGAGAGCGGGAGAGGGACCGAGACAGAGACCGGGACAGGAGACGAUACACGGCACGCAGACGGACACGGUCCCGUUCCAGCUCGCGGCAGGGGGGCAGUUCGAGGCGAGGGGGUCGGAGCAGCGGGAGCCACCGGCGGGGAGACAGCGGCAGCCCCAGUCCACCUCAGUCCCCCAGCCGGCCCAACCACAGCCCCUCCCCACACAGAGGAGCCCAGCCCUCAACCAAGACCAUCUGUGACAAGCUAAGAAAGCCUGAUACUCCGGGUGGUAAAGAGACGGGAGCUGCCAAAAGAGUUGGACCAGAAGAUCGACACAACUCUCAUGUCUCCACUCCGAGUAUGAAGCUGCUGGGAACGCCCAAGAUGACCCCACAGGAGCGGUUGAAGCUACGAAUGCAGAAGGCGCUCAACAAGCAGUCCAAGGCGGAUAAAAAAGCGGCUCAGGUGAAGAUCCAGCAGCAGGAACACAAACGACAGGAGCGCGAGGGAGAGCUGCGAGCCAUGGCACGCAAGAUACGUAUGAAGGAGCGCGAGAGACGAGAGAAAGAGAGAGACGAAUGGGAGAGACAGUACGGACGACAGAGCCACUCGCCUUCUCCCUCCAAAUAUGGCCGAGAACACAACUCACACAGAAGGUAUGUGAGAAGCCACAAGAAUCUGCACAGCUCCGAUGAAGCAGAAUGAAUUAUGGGAGUCUUUCACAUUAAUGCACAAACACUGUCUCAAGGCUCAUCACAGCUCGCCGUGUUUACACUCAACAAUCACGCUUCUUUUCUUCACUCGACGACCAAAUCAGUGGUCAAGUGUUAAAGAGAAGUCGCACUAACAGAAAACGUGUUUAAACAUAAAGUCAAAGAAAACACCUGAAACUUUUCACUGCAUUUUGGUUUUCUCUCAGACAAAAACUACUUCAAUGAAUGUAUUAGUUGAUAUAUUUUUUCAAAUUAUUAUUAUUUUUUUGAUUGAUUGAUUGAGAAUUUAUUUGAACACAAAAACGAACAACAAUAAAUACAAGACAACAACACAAAUGAUACAACAACAAGACUCAACACUUAUUUGUAUUCAAAAGGAGUGGGAAGAAGCCAAAGCUUAUUAAAUCCCUUCUCCCUAUGUUAAUUUACUAUAUUCAGUUAUAUAACAACAAUAUUUAUAUAUAUGUAUGUAUAACACAUAGUAAUGUAGUUUAUAAACUCAUUAUUACCAUUAUUAACAUAUAUAACACAUAACUUGUUAUUUCUUGACCAAAAAUAACUUCUGAACUUGCUUUAUAAAGAUAUACUGAUUUUUUUUUUUUUAUGUUUUAUUACAAAAUGUUAUUAAACAAUCAUGUUGACACAGUAUAAUUCCCUUCCAGCUAAAAAACAAACACCACAAUAUUAUGUCAUAGUACUUUUAUACAUAGAUUUGUUUUUUGCUUUUUUUAGUUACACUUAGAUACAAUUAUUUUUGAAUCUAUAUUUGUUUAUCUCAUUUAAACAAAUAACAUAAUCAAAUAUUUUGGAAAGAGUUCCUUCAUUUUUACUUUUUUUAAAAAACACAAUAUGAACUUUAUUAAUUUUACACUUGUGUGUAAAUGAUGUAAUGUGGAAACUAACAUAGUAGUCUAGACGGAAUUGUCCAAAAAUUGAAAGUGAGGAGCAUUUAUGGGUACAAUGGGUA